Molecule: messenger RNA, 561 nt
Organism: Adineta steineri
Lineage: Eukaryota; Metazoa; Rotifera; Eurotatoria; Adinetida; Adinetidae
Source: the annotation of a GenBank genome assembly
AUGAAAAAUUUAUUAAGAUUUGGUCGUGAAGUUAUUAUUAAACAUAAUGAUAUUGUUUCAGAACGAGAUUUUAAAGUACGAAAAAGAAAUAAAAAUCUUUCUCUAAUCAAAGAAAAGAUUAUGGAAGAAGUUGAUCCAACUGUAAUAAAACAUCACCAGUUAUCUUCAUUAUUAAAUGUCUCACCUGUGUAUAGUUCGUUUUUAAUUCAAGACGAAGAAGAUAAUUCUCAAGAACAAACACAAAUUAACAAAUAUGCUUUUAUUUUGCAUGGAACAGCCGAAGAAGCUAAACACAAUUUUGCUCAAUCUAUUGAUUAUAUUCGUCUUGGUUCUGGAUGUCGUGUCAAAUAUGCAGGUGAUUCUUCGUGUCUUCCUGAGGAUCAUCAAUCACAUGAUAAACAAAAAGUUGUAGUUACGAAUAUACCAGAAGAUGUUAGUGAAGAUGAUCUGCGUCAUUUAUUUCCUAACUCUCGCGUAUCGAGUUAUUGUCCAGCACGGACUGUUCUUCGUAAAACUGUGUCCACCAAAAUCUCCGGCAGACACAAGACUUUAUGGGGGUAA